AUGCUCAAGGGUAUCUGGCCCGGCGGGCCCGCCGAUCAGAUCACACCCAAAGCGUCGUCCAAUAAAGCUGAAGAGCGCAACCCGUUCGACGCCCUCACCAGCGGCUCUAGCGCUCCUCCCAACAGCACAAUGUCCGCACCAGGUGCGCCUGCUGAUCGGCUGUCUCACUCCAGAAACAACAGCGGCGGGCCGGGUCUGGGCGCUGGAUUGAAUCAGGGCAUCCCGUUCAACAGCUUGAACCACGCUGACCCCCUCACACCUGGCAUGAGAACACCUGGCGGGGUGACGAGCCAUGCCAGCAUUCCCACCACGAGCAUCAGUACCAGCGUGCCCGACUUUUCCAUGAAGCUGCCGCCAGCCAAGGCGAAGAACGAUGCUGCGUCGCACACCACCUCUUCGGGAACGACGCGCAACACUUCUGCGCCUAGAGGCUACCUCACAGUCAAGCUGGUAUCCGCACGCAACCUCAUAGUCGGCUCGCCCUCCUCCAAACCCUACGCAGUCGUCUCGUUUGAGCAAAACGAAUUUAUCGGUAGGGAGCCAAUCGAUGAGUCGGCGGAACCCGAAGCAAAGGGCAAGGCGAUUCCCGUUGCCCAAGCGGACCCGAGCGGCUCGAGAGCGAGAGCAAAGACUGUGGUUCCGCAAGACGCAAAGACUGGCGGUGCUGCUACCGCUGCUACUGCCAUGGCUGUGGAUCAGGGCGGCGCGAGCGCAGCCAGCACCUCGGAGAUCGAAGGAAGAUUCACGCUGCAUCCCGUGUGGAGGCACGAGGUGACUUUUGACGUCACGCAUCCAGACAAGACGAUCUUUCUGAGCGUGUACGAUAGGCAAGCGGAGGAAGAAGGUUUCCUGGGCAUGAGGGAGAUUCUGCCUCGGUUCGUGCACGGCGCUGCGUCGGACCAGUGGUACUCUCUCAAAGCGCGCGAGGACGCAGAUGUUCCAGAAGAGGGGAGAGGAGAGGUCAGAGUGGAGCUCAAGUAUGAGAGAAUCUCCUCCAAGAAGCGUCUCACUCCGAGCGAUUUCGAGUACCUCAAGCUGAUCGGCAGGGGCACCUUUGGCAGAGUGUUUCAGGUGCGAAAGAAGGAUACGAAGCGCAUAUACGCCAUGAAGGUGCUGUCCAAGAGGGAGAUUGCGCUCAAAAAGGAAGUGACGCACACGAUGGGCGAGCGGCGCAUCUUGGAAAAGUCGCUGGAUUGCCCCUUUCUCGUGGGUCUCAAGUUCAGCUUCCAGUCAGAGUACGAGCUGUACUUUGUUACGGACUACAAGAGCGGAGGAGAAUUGUUCUGGCAUUUGCAGCGCGAAGGUCGAUUCACCGAAGAGCGAGCAAGGUUUUACAUUGCCGAGCUCGUUCUUGCGCUGGAACACUUGCACAAGUACGACAUUGUCUAUAGAGAUCUCAAGCCUGAAAACAUUCUCCUCGACGCUACGGGCCACGUCGCGCUGUGCGACUUUGGACUCUCCAAACCGGACCUGGGAGCGGGCCAAUUGACCAACACAUUUUGCGGCACCACCGAAUACCUCGCGCCAGAGGUCCUGCUUGAUGAAUCGGGCUACUCUAAGCUGGUCGACUUUUGGAGUCUUGGAGUGCUGCUGUUUGAAAUGUGCUGCGGGUGGAGUCCAUUUUACGCAGAGGAUACGCAGCAAAUGUACCGCAACAUUUGCUUUGGCAAGAUCAAGUUCCCGAGGGGCGCAAUUGGCGAUGAUGGAAAGCAAUUCGUCAAGGGGCUGCUCAAUCGGAAUCCCAAGCAUCGUCUGGGAGCUGGCAGGGAUGCGGCAGAUCUCAGAGCGCACGCUUUCUUCCGCGAGAUUGACUUUGAAGCGCUAUCCAAGAAGCAGCUCACGCCGCCGUUCAAGCCUCUUGUCGAGUCGGACGAGAGCGUGGCCAACUUUGACCCCGAAUUUACGGAGACGGACCUGAACGAAGUUGCGGUGAUUCCCGGCUUUGAAGGCGAUGCGGGCGAGGGGCGAGAGGCUCUGGAAAGUGGAGCGAUACUGAGCACGAGCGCUCAAGCGAGAAAGGAUGCCGGCAAGCAAGCCAACGGCGUUGCGAUCAAAAAGGCUGGCAAUGGGACCGCAGCGGAUGGCGAAGAGGAUGAUGCGCUGUCGAGGAGCGUGCAGGACAAGUUCAGAGGCUUUUCCUACUCUGGCACGUACGAUGGCAGCGUGGCCGGUAGCAUGGCCAGCAGCUUUGGAGGUCGCAGAGGUAGCGGAGGCUUUGGUCUUGCUGGUGCCAGUCUGGGCAUGAGCAAGAUGCAAGUAGACGACAAGGACGACGAGAGCAUCAUCGAUGAUGCCGCCAGCAAUGGCAGAUCGGCUCGAGAUGUGCAAAUGUCCACCUAG
Molecule: messenger RNA, 2340 nt
Organism: Ceraceosorus guamensis
Lineage: Eukaryota; Fungi; Basidiomycota; Exobasidiomycetes; Ceraceosorales; Ceraceosoraceae
Product: kinase-like protein
Exons: 5
Coding region: 1-2340 (779 amino acids)
Biological process (GO): protein phosphorylation
Molecular function (GO): ATP binding; protein serine/threonine kinase activity
Source: RefSeq, a predicted model, not a curated record